AUGUCCAAACCUCCUCCAGAUAUUCUGAACAAGGCAUUUCUACACAAAGACGCUGAGAAGCAGAUACCAAGCCUUGGCGAACUGGUAUAUGAUAAGGAUUAUAUCGUAGAUCCUGAAGCAGAGAAGAAGCUAGUAAAGCGCAUUGAUCUCAGGAUUAUUCCUGCUUGCAUGUCGAUCUAUCUGUUUUGCUUUCUUGAUAGGUCCAACAUUGGCAAUGCCAAACUACUCAAUAGCAAUGCCGGAGAUUCGCUAGUCCAAACACUAGGGAUCUCUAACGAACAGUACCUCACAGCCCUCAUUCUGUUCAUCGUCUCCUACACCCUAUUCGAAACACCAUCCAACUACAUGCUCAAAAAAUAUCGUCCAUCACGUUGGCUUGCUUUCCUCAUGUUUUCGUGGGGCUCUUUGACAAUGAUACUUGCAUCUGUGUCAAACUUUGGCGGGCUUGCAGCCGUCCGGUUUCUCCUCGGCGCCUUCGAAGCGGGCUUAUUUCCUGGGAUGGUCUAUUUCCUCACGAUCUGGUACCGUCCGAAUGAACGUGCGAUACGCAUCGCUCUCAUCCUUGCGUGCGCGACCCUGGCGGGUGCUUUUGGCGGAUCUAUUGCGUUUGGCGUCGGCCAUAUCAACGGUGUCCGUGGUCUGGAGGGAUGGCGUUGGCUUUUUCUGAUUGAAGGUGCACCUUCUUGUGUAUGCGCAGUAGCCGCCGUCCUGAUCCUUCCCAACUACCCUGAGACGGAACUGUGGCUCUCACCAGAGGAACGCGCACUUGCAGUCAACCGACUCAAAGGAGUCGCCUCGUUGGGCCAUUCAAAAAUUACUUGGGAGCAGUCUAAGGAGACGUUGACGGAUUGGCGGCUCUAUCUCCAUUACUUGAUCUACAUCUCGAUCUCAGUCCCAUUCUCGAGCAUAUCCUUAUUUGCGCCGACGAUCGUGUCGGGGUUAGGUUACGAAGGUCUUGACGCCCAGCUGUUCUCAGUCCCACCGUAUGCAGCUGCUUUUGUGGUGACUGUGUUCGUCGCUUGGCUGGCAGACAGGUAUGAGAUGAGGUCAUGGAUGGCCUUCAUAUCGCUUGUCAUCGCAGGCAUAUGUUUCCUUGUACAGGGUGCAUUGCCACCAACUUCCUUCAAAGCUCGGUAUGGUAUCCUCUGCAUAGCUGUAUCAUUCUCCUUCGCCAGCAUUCCGCCGUUGCUGAGCUGGCUCACUGCCAACCUACGAAACACAGCGGCCUCAACACUGGCAGUCCCUCUCAAUGUGUCAAUCGGGCAGAUCGGUCAAAUCAUCGGUGUUUAUAUUUAUAAGAGCAGCGAAGCGCCUGGAUACCCGACUGGCCACUUUACGAAUGCAGGAUUCCUUUUGGAAGGCGCUCUCGUUGUGCUAAUACUCCGAUACAUUUAUUUAAGACGAAAUCACCGGAGCGAGAAGCCCUGGGCACUCUAA
This is a messenger RNA of Heterobasidion irregulare TC 32-1, 1437 nucleotides long. Its product is annotated as major facilitator superfamily. Gene Ontology annotation, molecular function: transmembrane transporter activity. NCBI's taxonomy places the organism in Eukaryota, Fungi, Basidiomycota, Agaricomycetes, Russulales, Bondarzewiaceae. Gene Ontology annotation, cellular component: membrane. The record is from RefSeq and is a predicted model, not a curated record. Gene Ontology annotation, biological process: transmembrane transport. The transcript has 5 exons. The coding region runs from base 1 to 1437 and encodes 478 amino acids.